UUCGCUUGGAAUUUGAACUUGCUCUUUCGUGAUACUUUGUCGCAUGUCAAGACGUGUACGAUACAUGCAGGCAGCUUGUGAGAGUUGCAGGAUGUACUGCACUCAAUGAUGUAAGAAAUAGGCAAAAUUUUGUCUAAAUAAAACCUAAUGAAAUCGACUUGAACUACAAAAAUGGCAGAAAUCAUCGGUUCUGCAAGCUUCCUUCACUUAGGGGACAUCGUCUCCUUAUUUGCUGAAGGAACUGUUUGUGGAUUUCUUAGCACAUUAGGCCUGGUCGAUGACCGAACCGUGGUCUCUCCGGGCGCAGGAGACCUCACUAAUCCACCUAAAAAAUUCAGAGAUUGUCUCUUUAAAAUAUGUCCCAUGAACCGAUAUUCCGCCCAGAAACAAUUCUGGAAGGCAGCAAAACAAAAUUCAAAUUCUACAUCUACCACUGAUGCAGUACUUCUCAAACGUUUACAUCAUGCUGCUGAGAUAGAGAAAAAACAAAACUAUUCUGAGCAUAAGAAACUCUUAGGACUAAUUGUCCAAUAUGGUAGUGUUGUCCAGCUAUUGCAUCUUAAAUCAAAUAAAUAUUUAACAGUGAACAAACGCCUCCCAGCAUUAUUAGAAAAAAAUGCAAUGCGCGUUUACCUUGAUGCAAAUGGGAAUGAGGGUUCUUGGUUCUAUAUUCUACCAUACUACAAACUACGGUCCACCGGUGACAAUGUUGUGGUUGGGGAUAAAGUAAUCAUGAACCCUGUUAAUGCAGGGCCUCAAGUUCUUCAUGUCUCCGCAAAUCAUGAGCUUCCAGACAACCCUGGCUGUAAAGAGGUGAAUGUUGUGAACAUGAAUACACCAUGGAAGGUGAACCUUUUUAUGGAGCACCAGGAGAAUCAAGAAGAAAUUUUAAAAGGAGGGGAUGUUAUCAGGCUUUUUCAUGCCGAACAAGAAAAGUUCUUGACAAUGGAUGAAUACAAAAAGAAACAACACGUCUUUCUAAGAACUACUGGAAGAACUUCUGCAACAGCUGCGACUAGCAGUAAAGCACUUUGGGAAGUGGAGGUAGUUCAGCAUGAUAAUUGUCGUGGUGGAGCAGGACAUUGGAAUUGCUUAUUCAGAUUUAAACACCUUGCUACAGGGCAUUAUUUAGCAGCAGAAGUCGAUUCUGAUAAUACUAUGGACCAAAUGCGGUCUAAACUUCGAGAUCCACCUGGAGGUCCAGUUUAUCAUUUGGUUUCUGUUCCACAUACUAACGAAAUUUCUUCUUUAUUUGAACUGGAUCCUACCACCCUUACUAGAGGUGAUUCGCUUGUUCCUCAGUCUUCAUAUGUGAGGUUGCAUCAUUUAUGUACUCAUACGUGGGUACAUAGCACCUCCAUACCGAUUGACAAAGAUGAAGAGAAACCAGUGAUGUCCAAAGUCGGGUGUGCUCAUAUAAAAGAAGAUAAGGAGGCAUUUGCUCUUAUUCCUGUUUCUCCCACAGAAGUAAGGGACUUGGAUUUUGCAAAUGAUGCUUGUAAAGUACUUGCAGCUAAUUCCACUAAAUUAGAGAAAGGUACCAUAUCAUCAAAUGAAAGAAGAGCUGUUACAAGUUUACUGCAGGACAUUGUUUAUUUUAUUGCUGGUUUGGAAAACGACCAAAACAAAUCUGAAGCUUUGGAAUUGGUUGUUACAAAUCCAAACAGAGAUAGACAAAAAUUGUUAAGAGAACAAUACAUUCUCAAGCAGUUAUUUAAGAUAUUACAAGCUCCAUUCAUGGAAUCUUCUGCAGGAGAAGGGCCUUUUCUGAGGAUAGAAGAACUUGGAGAUCCUCGUCAUUCACCGUACAAAUACAUGUUUAGAUUAUGCUACAGAAUAUUACGUUUGAGCCAGCAAGACUACAGGAAAAAUCAGGAAUAUAUUGCUAAACAUUUUGGCUUUAUGCAAAAACAAAUUGGUUAUGAUAUACUUGCUGAAGAUACUAUUACUGCACUUCUUCAUAACAACAGAAAACUCCUUGAAAAGCACAUAACAGCAGCUGAAAUAGAAACUUUCGUCGGCUUAGUCAGGAAGAAUAUGAACAAUUGGGAAUCCAGGUUUCUGGAUUAUCUUUCUGAUCUUUGCAUUUCAAAUAAAAAAGCCAUUGCGAUAACACAAGAGUUGAUUUGCAAAAGUGUACUUAGUUUUAAAAAUUCUGAUAUUCUUAUUGAGACAAGGAUGAGUAAGAUGCCUCAGGAACCAAAUGGAGAUGAUGGUGGUUUAGAAAAUGAGGAACCCUGCGUAACUCUCCUUUGGGACAAUAGAACGAAAUUUGGUAAUCUUGUCGAUUUAUCUCACGAAGCAAAGAUGGGAAAUCAGAUGUACAUCGCUUUAUUGGAUUAUUACAGACACCAGCUUAACUUAUUUUCAAACAUGUGUCUCAACCGACAAUAUUUAGCCUUAAACAAUCUUUCACCAAAUUUGGACAUUGAUCUCAUUUUGAAGUGUAUGGCAGAUGAAAAUGUUUCUUACGAAUUAAGAGCGUCAUUUUGCCGUCUAAUGCUACAUCUACAUGUGGAUAGAGAUCCUCAGGAGCCGAUUACACCUGUAAAAUAUGCGCGCCUUUGGUCUGAGAUUCCUUCUAAAAUGUCAAUAAAUGAUUAUGAUACAGAUAAAACUCCCGAUCUCAACAAAGAAGCAGUCAGGGCACGAUUCAGCUCCACAAUUAUGUUUGUUGAGGAUUAUUUGUGCAAUGUUGUUGCAAAAAUGUGGAGCUUUACUGACCAAUCCCAAAAUAAAUUAACCUUUGAGGUGGUGAAACUUGCCAGAGAGUUGAUUUAUUUUGGAUUCUACAGUUUCAGUGACUUGCUUCGUUUAACAAAAACUCUUUUGAGUAUUCUUGAUUGUGUUUCUGAAAACGACAUUAGCAGGAAAAUUCCCACUGCAGAAAUUCAUUCUGAGGGUGGUGUUUUGCGAUCUAUCGGUGAUAUGGGGGCGGUUGUUACGGGUUUGACAUUGGCCACAGGCAUAACAAGAUCGAACCUGUCAACUCCAGUUCCUCAUAAAAACACCGCUCAGCAUAAAAAAGAAUAUCCUCUCGUUAUGGAUACCAAGCUUAAAAUUAUUGAAAUAUUACAGUUUAUUCUUGAUGUUCGUUUGGACUACCGUAUAAGCUGUCUACUCUCGAUUUUCAAAUUUGAAUUUGAUAGCUCAGAAAAACCUGUAGACACACUGCCAAUCGGGCAGAAACCAAUUGAUCUCGAGGUUAUUGGUACUCAAGCAGAAGGCAUAUUUGGAAAUAGCGGUGAAUGUGAGGCCCUUGACUUAGAUGGUCAUGGUGGUAGAACAUUUUUAAGAGUACUUCUUCAUCUUACCAUGCACGAUUACCCUCCUCUUGUCUCUGGUGCCUUGCAUUUAUUGUUUAGACAUUUCAGUCAAAGACAAGAAGUGCUGCAAGCAUUUAAACAAGUUCAAUUACUCGUGUCUGAUAGUGAUGUUGAAUCUUAUAAACAAAUCAAAUCUGAUCUGGACGUUUUAAGACAGUCAGUAGAAAAGUCUGAACUUUGGGUUUACAAGUGCAAAACCGAAGACGGCUUACCGAAAUUAAAGGAUAAAGAAAAAGACGACGAUGAUGAUGGUGGAAGUUCAGACGCUAUGAAAAAAAUUAUGUUAAGAGAUGCUGGUAAACAAAAUUCAGCAAGUGAUAUAGAUCCACUGUUAAAUACAGAUCAAGUCCAUGAAUAUAAAAAAAUUCAACAGAUCCUGCAUCGUAUGAAUGCUCUGUGUGUUUCAAGUAAUGGCAAACCAAGGAAACACGAACAAAGAUUGUUAAGAAACGUUGGGGUGCACACUGUUGUUCUUGACCUCUUGCAGGUCCCUUACGAUCAAAAAGAAGAUACAAAAAUGAAUAACCUUAUGAGUCUGGCACAUCAAUUUCUUCAUAAUUUUUGCCUCGGGAAUCAACAAAACCAAGUUCUUUUACAUAAACAUUUAGACCUUUUCUUGAAUCCUGGGAUUCUCGAAGCCGAGACAGUUUGCAGCAUUUUUCGAGAGAAUUAUACACUAUGCAAUGAAGUAAAUGAAAAAGUGAUUCAGCAUUUUAUUCAUUGUAUUGAAACACAUGGAAGGCAUGUCCAGUAUUUGAAAUUUUUCCAAACUAUUGUAAAAGCUGAAAACCAGUUUAUACGCAAAUGCCAAGAUAUGGUUAUGCAAGAGUUGGUAAAUGCUGGUGAGGAUGUCUUGGUGUUUUACAAUGAUAAAGCUUCUUUUACACAAUUUGUCUCGAUGAUGUUAUGUGAAAGGCAUCGUAUGGAUGAAUCUAGCCCUCUCAGGUACCACAUUGAGCUUGUCAAAUUGCUUGCAUGUUGCACAAUGGGCAAGAAUGUGUACACUGAGAUAAAAUGCCAUUCUCUACUUCCUUUGGAUGAUAUAGUUGCAAUGGUUUCACACCCAGAUUGCAUCCCGGAGGUUAAGGAGGCAUAUACCAAUUUCCUUAAUCAUUGUUACAUCGAUACUGAGGUAGAAAUGAAAGAAAUCUAUACGUCAAAUCACAUAUGGAGUUUGUUCGAAAAAAGUUUUAUUGUUGACAUGGGCGUUGUUUCUAAUGGACCUCAUGAUAGAAAGCAUGCCGAUAUCGCUAUGGAAAAUUAUGUAACAACUACAGUAAUGGCAAUAAUAACGACUUUUUUCUCUAGCCCUUUUUCUGAUCAGUCAACAACAGUACAGACCCGUCAACCCAUCUUUGUUCAGUUAUUGCAUUCAGCAUUCAGAGUUUCUCAAUGCUCUUGGCUUAAUCCAGCUCAGCAUUUUAAUGUUGAACAUUGCAUUCAAACUCUGGUGGAAGUUGCGAAAAAUAGAUCCAUUGCAAUCCCAUCUGAUCUUGAGGGGCAGCUAGCAACUAUGUUCACUAAAAUUAAUCUCCUUUGUCGCCAGACCAGCAAAUGGUUGCAAGCUUCAAAGACUCCUAAGAUAGAAAGAUCUCAAUCACAACUAAUGAGAUUAGACCGAAGUAUAAUUGAAGGACUGCAAGAUAUUGUCCUUUUACUUGAAGAUCAGCUAAAACCUUUGGUUCAAGCUGAGCUUUCGAUGCUUGUGGACGUUCUUUACAGCCCUGAAAUGUUAUUUCCGUACGGGACAGAAGCGAGGAAACGUUGUGAAAGUGGAGGUUUUAUUAGAAGACUCAUUAAACACACUGAAAAGUUAUUAGAAGAAAAGGAAGAAAAGUUAUGUGUGAAAGUUUUAAGGACUCUUCGCGAGAUGAUGGCAAUCGACUCUGAAUACGGAGAAAAAGGUGAUGUAUUAAGAUCAAAUCUUUUGGCUCGAUAUUUUGGUAAACAGUUCGUUCAGAAUACCGAAGCGACUCAGGUCGAUCUAUUAGUCACACCACAACCUUCUACAUUGUCACAUGGUCCUGGAGGCAAACUAUUGAGCAGGGCAGGAAGGACGCUUCAUGAUGUCCAGUGUCAUUUAGACCGGGAAGGCGCUUCAGAUUUAGUUGUGGAACUUGUAAUUAAAUCCGUUCAUUCCCCUUCUAUAUUUGUGGAAGCGGUAGAACUAGGAAUCGCUCUCCUAGAAGGAGGAAAUCCUAUUAUUCAAAAAAGCAUGUAUAACAAGUUGGUUGGAGGCGAUUUGAGCCAAGCGUUCUUCAAGGUUUUUUAUGAUAAAAUGCGUGACUCGCAACAGGAAAUUAAAUCUACAGUUACUGUCAACACAUCAGAUAUGGCUGCAAAAGCACAUGAGGACAAAGAACAAAGUAAAGAAAUUGAAAAAUUAAAUAAACGUAAAGGUAAAACAAAUGGUAUGAUAAUAACAGAAGAAAUCCGAGAAGAAUUGAAUCAAGCAGCAGCUGUUACAUCGCAAGCGUACGCUGGUGCACGAGCUCUUUUACCAGGAGAAGAAGGAAAUUCUAUUAUUAUCGGUGGCAGUUCAGCUCUUGAAGAUAUGCUGGCUGAAAAGUUAGAACGUGCAAGAGAUCAAGAAGAUCAACAUUUAUCCGAGAAAGUUUUAGUCAUGCAGCCCAUUUUAAGAUUUUUACAACUUCUCUGUGAAAAUCACAACCGUUAUUUACAGAAUACUUUACGUCAUCAAAAUAACAAGAGUAAUUACAAUCUAGUUUCUGAAACACUCAUGUUCUUGGACUGUAUAUGCGGCUCAACGACAGGGGGACUUGGCCUCCUUGGACUUUAUAUCAACGAGUACAACGUGUCUUUAAUUAAUCAAACACUCGAAACAUUGACUGAAUACUGUCAAGGGCCAUGUCAUGAUAAUCAGAACUGCAUUGCGACCCAUGAAUCCAACGGCCUCGACAUAAUAACAGCCCUAAUAUUAAAUGACAUAAACCCAUUAGGCAAGACGAGAAUGGACCUGGUUUUAGAGCUGAAAAAUAAUGCUUCAAAAUUACUACUAGCAAUAAUGGAAAGUCGUGGUGAUAGCGAGAAUGCUGAGCGUAUUCUGUACAACAUGAACCCAAAACAAUUGGUCGAUGUCGCAUGCCGUGCAUUCCAUCAAGAAAUUCUAGAGGAUGGUCUUGAUGCUGAUGAUAAUGCAACAGAAGCUGAAGAAGAUGGCGUUUCACCUAAGGAAGUGGGCCAUAAUAUUUAUAUUUUAUGCCAUCAGCUGGCCCAACACAAUAAGGAUCUGGCGGAAUUGUUGAAACCAUCUGAAAUCAAUAUAGACCCAAAAAUCAAUCAAGCUUUAGAAUAUUAUGCAUCGCAUACCGCUCAGAUUGAGAUCGUACGUCAUGAUCGGACUUUAGAACAAAUUGUAUUUCCUAUCCCGGAAAUAUGCGAGUAUAUUACCCACGAAACGAAAGUUAAAGUGUUACAUACUGCUGAAAGGGACGAUCAAGGUUCCAAAGUAUCCGAUUUCUUUGAACGCUCUGAUGAUAUGUUUAACGAAAUGAAAUGGCAGAAAAAACUCAGAGGUCAACCAGCAUUGUUUUGGGUCAGCAGCUAUAUGUCAUUAUGGAGUAAUGUUUUAUUUAAUUGUGCUGUUCUCAUCAAUCUAAUAGUCGCCUUUUUCUAUCCAUUUACAGAUACAGUCCCAAAACUAGGAGCACAUUUGUCAGGACUUAUUUGGGCUGUCAUGUUAAUUUCAGCGGCAAUAGUAAUUACAUUACCACGAGAAUCUGGAAUAAGAACAUUAGUAGCAUCGACAAUACUACGUAUGAUAUUUUCUGCUGGUCCAGAACCUACAUUAUGGCUUUUAGGAACUUUAACGGUAUUUUUGAAAGGUAUUCAUUUGAUAAGUAUAAUGGGGAAUCAAGGAACAUUUUCUAAAAGUGUAAAACAAAUUUUAUCUGACGCCGAGAUACUCUACCAUCUGUCAUAUGUAAUGUUUUGCAUUUUGGGGCUGUUCAUGCAUCCAUUCUUUUAUUCAGUUUUGCUUCUGGAUGUUGUCUAUCGAGAAGAAACACUAUUGAAUGUUAUAAAGUCAGUUACCAGAAAUGGAAGAUCAAUAAUUUUAACAGCUGUUCUAGCCCUUAUAUUAGUCUACAUGUUUUCCAUUAUCGGCUAUAUGUUCUUCAAAGAUGACUUUUUAGUUCACGUAGAUGAAGAAAUUGGUGAUUCUUCGGUGUCAAAUGUACUUGAAAAUGUUUGCGUCAAAGAGGAUAAUUGCGAAAUAAAAAAUGCAGCGUUAAAGUACACUUUAGGAAAUGCGCUAAAUGAAAAUACAGAUGGCGAAAUAAAAGAAAGAGCGUGUGAUUCUUUGAUUAUGUGUAUUGUUACAACUUUAAAUCAAGGCUUACGUAAUGGUGGAGGUAUAGGCGAUAUAUUGCGAGCGCCUAGCAGUAGUGAGCCGUUAUUUGUUGCCAGAGUUGCUUACGAUCUGUUGUUUUUCUUCAUAGUCAUUAUUAUUGUUUUGAAUCUGAUUUUCGGUGUCAUUAUUGAUACAUUUGCCGAUUUGAGGAGUGAGAAACAACAAAAAGAAUUGGUGUUGAAAACAACAUGCUUUAUUUGUGGAUUAAAUAGGUCUGCGUUUGAUAAUAAAACUGUAAGUUUUGAAGAGCAUAUAAAGUGCGAACACAAUAUGUGGCAUUACCUAUACUUCAUAGUGCUUGUAAAGGUAAAAGAUCCAACUGAAUUCACUGGCCCAGAAAGUUACGUUUAUGCCAUGAUUAAAGACCGCAAUCUAGAUUGGUUCCCAAGACUGAGAGCCAUGUCAUUAUCUGCCGAUGAAAGUGAAGGUGAGCAAAUUGAAUUGCGAAGUUUACAAGCGCAACUUGAAACGACGCAAGUAUUAGUGAAAACGCUCUCGCACCAAUUGUCACAGUUAAAAGAUCAGAUGACUGAACAAAGGAAACAAAAGCAAAGAAUUGGAUUGCUUAACUCAACAUCCUCUUACCUUCAUCAUAGAGGUGAUAUGGCAGACAAUAUGUUGUUCAGGCAGGCUCUAACUGAGAAAAAAUGUUCGACUGGAAAAACCACUCCCAGCGAAUAGUUCAGAUUUUGUUGGUACUGCCGUAA
Molecule: messenger RNA, 8405 nt
Organism: Cimex lectularius (bed bug)
Lineage: Eukaryota; Metazoa; Arthropoda; Insecta; Hemiptera; Cimicidae
Gene: Itpr
Product: inositol 1,4,5-trisphosphate receptor
Exons: 50
Coding region: 172-8379 (2735 amino acids)
Biological process (GO): calcium ion transmembrane transport
Cellular component (GO): endoplasmic reticulum; membrane
Molecular function (GO): inositol 1,4,5-trisphosphate-gated calcium channel activity; inositol 1,4,5 trisphosphate binding
Source: RefSeq, a predicted model, not a curated record